Molecule: messenger RNA, 1629 nt
Organism: Notechis scutatus (mainland tiger snake)
Lineage: Eukaryota; Metazoa; Chordata; Lepidosauria; Squamata; Elapidae
Source: RefSeq, a predicted model, not a curated record
CUGGGGAGGGAGGGAGGGAGGGGAGGGCGGCUGGGCAUGGGGGCCCUGCUUCUCCUCUUGCCCUGCAGGACCUUCGUCUUGGAAGGGAACCCGCUGCCCGAGCGCUCCUUCUACAAGCUGCUUUCGGAGGAGAGCAGCUUGGCCCACCUCUCCCUGCGCAACAACUGCAUUGACGACCAGGCGGUGCUGCUGAUCGGCCAGGGGCUCUCCUCGCUCCGCAGCUCCAACAAGAACCUGGUCUCCAUCAACCUCAGCUACAACCACAUCACAGAUGCGGGCGCCACCCACCUCGCCAACGGCCUGCGCCUCAACAGGUCCCUGCUGUCUUUGUCGUUGGCGCAUAACCAGAUUGGGGACGAGGGUGCCAUGAAGCUGGCCGAGGUGCUUGGCCCCUUCGCCCUCACCCACACGGAGGUGGUGGAGAGGCGGCGGUUGCUGCUGGAGAAGGAGGCCCAGGAGAGAGGCCGCCUGCCCCAGAGACACUCAGAGCUGAAGAGCGACCGUCCCGCCAGCCACGUCAGCAGCACCACCAUCGACAAGCUGCAGGCUGCCAAGGGCGCCAAGGGCGUCAAGAAGAAGGAACCCACCAAAAAGGAGGAGAAGGGCCCAGUGGGCGGAGCAGCUCCCGCACAGCCACCGGCGGCGCCAGCGGCCCAGGCCAAGAAGGAGGACGCCAAGCAGUCCAAGAAAGCUGCCCCCCCCAUUGAUCCCAAAGCGAAGUGGGCCAAGGGAGUGAAGCUGGGCUCGAAGGACAAGCGGUCCCAGGUCCUGGAAGUGGAGCAAAUCCUGGAGCCCACCGAGAUGAUGAACCCCCUGCUGGAACCAGCCGAGCACCACGAGGGGCAGGUCUUCCUUCAGGGGAACCGCGUUCUGAUCUACCUGAACCUCAUGCGAAACCGCAUCUCGGAGAACGGCUUGAAGGCCUUCCUGGCCACGGUGGAGUACCAGGUCAGCCGGAUCCUUCCUGGGGGCAAGGGGCCAACCGGCCUGCUGCAUCUCACCCUGGCGAAAAACCUCUUCCCGGCCGAGAGCAAGACCUACGCCAGGAUCCAGGAGCUCAUGGGGCCCCGAGACCCCCUACCCAGGGCCUCCAGGCCAGAGGAGGAGCUGCUCACCGCUGCCCAGUAAACCAAGCCAGCUUCUCCCCGAGGAUCCUGCACCCAGAAGCUCUAGGCCCAACCUCCCGGGUGGAGCCCCCAGGACUGGCACCGGCGGGCAGACCAGCCCCCUCACUCAAAGGCUCUCCCCCCCCCCCCAAGGCUGCAAGGACGGAGCCCGGCCUUCCGCCCAUUAAAAGCCCCACGAGAGACCCUGGAGUUUUUCUUCUGUGUUAAGACCCUGCCAACGCUGGUGGGGCCAGAGGAGCUUCCACCUCAGCCACCGGCACCCCCCUCCUCUCCGGCUGGCUGGCCCAGAUCUAGGGGUCUCCACAGCCCACCUCUCUGCUUUUCAACCCAAAGACUUUUGCUGGCCACGCACCAGGCUGGCGUGCCGAUGCAUGCUCCGAGCCCUGGGAGGAAAGGAAGCCCCUGCUUGCUCAGAGGCCCUGCCCAGGCCCCCCUCCCUUCUUCAGCCUUUAGCGCGGCUCUCUCUGGGCCUUCCACGACCUGCUGCUUUUAAAUGGGAAAA